CCGAUAAGAAAUUAAUUUAAAAGAAAUUCUCUAGGUAGAUUUUCAAACUCUUUUUUUUUUUUUUGUUAAUUGGCAGUAAACUUAUUUAAAAUACUGAAAAAUGGCAAAUUGGGUCUAUAAAAUUCCUUCACAGUUUCAACCAUCCGGUUUCAUAUCGGCUCUGAGAACGUUCUUAGGCGGACGUAAAUUCAAACCCAAUGUGAGAAUGGCCAAUGAAGUGUCUGCUGCUACUCAACCACCUCCAAACGUUCCGGGCGGACCCCAUCAUAAAGUAAACAACAAUUAUUAUUGUGUUCGGGACGCACGCCAUGAAGUAACUCCGCCAAUAGUUGUUGUGGAGCAAUCUACUCAAUAUAUUGAAAAUGCAAAGAUACCAGCUGGAGAAUCCGUCAAAACGACUCAACUGCCUCUCCCGGGAAAAGUAUACCACUGGGAUUGAACAUGACGUUUUAGUUCAAUUAACGUACAUAAUUAAAAGUGUUUUCAAUUUGUUUUGAUCUUGUAAAGAUGUAGAAGUAUAGAUAUGUUUAAUGUGAUGAAUUACCUACUCACUAAUAAAAUGUGUAUACAAUUAUUGUAAUGUACAA
Molecule: messenger RNA, 587 nt
Organism: Adelges cooleyi (spruce gall adelgid)
Lineage: Eukaryota; Metazoa; Arthropoda; Insecta; Hemiptera; Adelgidae
Product: NADH dehydrogenase [ubiquinone] 1 alpha subcomplex subunit 7-like
Exons: 3
Coding region: 101-439 (112 amino acids)
Biological process (GO): ATP synthesis coupled electron transport; mitochondrial electron transport, NADH to ubiquinone
Cellular component (GO): mitochondrial inner membrane
Source: RefSeq, a predicted model, not a curated record